AAGUGUCAAAACAAAAAAAAAUCAUAUCGAUAAAACGAAAAUCAGUUUUUAACAUCGUAUUUUGUGAUUAAUAUUAAUGAUAAGAAGUAAUAUCCGGAAAAUUUAUUUGGAACUUCACCCUACAACGUCGGGCUUUUUAUUAGUAAAGUUCACGAAUAAAAAUUAGUCAAAUGAGGAUGACAUCUUCGUCGAAAAUUAUGCUGAUAGCCUGCGGCUCGUUCAGUCCUCCAACUCCGAUGCAUUUUCGGAUGUUUGAGAUUGCCCGGGAUCAUUUCAAUCAAAUCGGUAUUGGUCAUGUCGUUGGCGGCGUUGUGUCACCCGUGCAUGAUUCCUACGGGAAGAAGGGGCUCGUUUCGGCUACUCAUCGCUGCACUAUGAUCAAAAUUGCCUUGCAAUCGUCCGAUUGGAUUCGCCUGUCCGAGUGGGAAACACAGCAGGAAGAAUGGACAAGGACACGACUAACGCUGCAGUACCAUCAGAACUUUAUUAAUUCGUACUUGAAAGAUUCAAAUAACAUCAACGAGCAGCAGAUACCUGCCUGGAUUCCAACAGGGUUGAAGAAAACUAGCAGUCAUGUUCAACUUAAACUGUUGUGCGGAGCAGAUUUGCUAGAAUCGUUUGCUACACCUGGUUUGUGGAAGGACGAAGACAUCGAAGCUAUUGUAGGUCAACACGGAAUUGUGGUUGUAUCACGAGCUGGUUCAAAUCCGGAGCAGUUUAUUUUUAACUCCGAUAUACUCAGUAGAUACAGGAAAAACAUUACCAUUGUGACGAACUGGGUAACGAAUGAUGUGAGUUCAACGCUUGUUCGACGUUUGUUAAGCCGUGGUAUGUCCAUCAAGUACUUACUGGAUGAUUACGUAAUGGAAUAUAUCAAACAACAAGGGCUGUAUGGUUCCACUGAAAGUAAGUACAUUUUGUCCGCUAACACUGGAGGAGAAAAGAUGAGCAUUUCGCCUGUCUCUCCGGUCAACGAUAACGAUAUUUACAUCGAACGUCAAAACGAGCUAAACACGCUGGAGUCGAUGGAUGAAACCGAUUUUCCUCGAGCCACUCUCAAUCGAGUGUUUUGUUGUGGAACAGAAAACAAUGCAAAAAACGCUCCAUCUAAUAAAAAUGUGCGUGGAUUCCUAUCACACCCUGGGGGCGCGGUACGUGCAGUUCAGACAAUGAUAUCGGCAACAGAUUCAACAAUAACAUCAGAUUCUGGGAUCAAUAGUGUCCCUCAUCACACAGUAGACGAUAAGGUGGGUGACAAAGGCAGAACAAUUCAAACAGAACCAAACAUCACAGUAAGUAACAGCAAUGCACUCACUACACCAAGCAAAUCCAAAACAUGUAAAAGCACCGGCAAUAACACAAAAUCAAAAGGCCACGUCAACGCUGGUCUAAAGCUAGGCGUCACCGAGUUGAGUACCAUAACCAGCGCGACAGAGGAUCCACCAGCUGUGCCAACCAGCUGCGUGGACACCAUGCAUAUGGCCAACGAUGAGUGUCCCUCAACUUCGGCUGGGCGCAUCAGUCCCUCGAAAAGUUACGAUGAUAUGAUUAAGUUCGUGUUCACAGAGCACGGCAUUAAGGUCAUCAGCGAUCGUGAAUAUGUAGUUUGAAUUGCAGAUGGUCAGCUGACUUCAGUCAUCUCCAAGAAGCUGAAAUUAUCGGCCGUGCCAGUUUAAGUGGAUCCUAUCUUAAACGCAGUUGAAACAAUAGCAACGAUAUUAUCAAGAAGUUAGUGAGCCAAGCAGGACUACUACUAGACAAAUUGUGAGGCGUAUCUAUACAAUGAUUAACCCGAAUUCUUAAAAUUGUUCCAAUGGACGACUCGGAGGCGAAAUAUUCAAUUCGGUGAAAUAAGUUUUACAAAUAAACAACAUAAUAUUGACGCUCACGCUCAACAACUCAAAUAUUUUAAAACAAGUGAUACAUUACGUAUGCAGAAUUGUUCAGUACCACAAGCAUUCAUUGUAGAUUGCACCAUUUAUCCUGCUAAAGAGGACAAUGAAUAAAAAAUUUGUGCAAAGAAAGUGAGAGAUACCAAUAGGGAUGGUGUGGAUAGCGGUUUGAGAAAGAAUAAAAUUCAUGAAUUUGUUAGUAACUGUGAUAAA
This is a messenger RNA of Topomyia yanbarensis, 2105 nucleotides long. It is a transcript of the gene Nmnat, whose product is annotated as nicotinamide/nicotinic acid mononucleotide adenylyltransferase 1. The transcript has 6 exons. NCBI's taxonomy places the organism in Eukaryota, Metazoa, Arthropoda, Insecta, Diptera, Culicidae. Bases 171 to 1610 code for a protein of 479 amino acids. Gene Ontology annotation, biological process: NAD+ biosynthetic process. The record is from RefSeq and is a predicted model, not a curated record. Gene Ontology annotation, molecular function: nicotinate-nucleotide adenylyltransferase activity; nicotinamide-nucleotide adenylyltransferase activity.